AUGGCCGCACUCCGCGCGACUUCUAGAUGGGCAGUCUCGGGUACCCCAAUCCAGAACAGCCUACUCGACUUCCAUGGUCUCUUCAAGUUCCUUCAUUUCGCACCUUACGACGAUCCAAAAGUGUUUGAUGACGAUAUUUCGAGCAUAUGGCGUACAAAAUCCGUCGAAGAGGCCGGCGAGACGUUCAAGAAGCUACUCUCAUGUGUGAUGAUCCGAAGAACGAAGGCUAUCUUGGAUCUGCCCAGCAAAGAUGACCAUCUGAUGCGUGUGCCAUUCAAUCACGAGGAAGAAAUACAUUAUCGCCAAAUAGAACAACCCGUCAUGGAUAUGCUAGACCGCAACACGGGAGACGACAGCCAAACACAGGCCCCGUGGAUGACUGCUAUACAGCAGAUCAACAAGCUUCGUCUUAUCUGCAACCUAGGCGUCUUCACUCCUUCCCAAGCCGACUACGCCUCGCAAGCCGGCAAUCCCGAUGACAAGACAUCGAUGAUGAACACACGCUUUUCAAUGGACGGAGGAUCAUCUAGUGUCGUAUUCUCGUCCUGGACUUCCAGUCUCGAUAUGGUAGAGAGAGCGCUGCGGUUUGAUCCAAAUCAAGUCAUUCAAUCCGUCCGAAUUGAUGGCAAGAUUACGCCCAAGAACCGCAGUCUCGCCAUCAAACGGCUGCAUGACGACCCUGGUAUUCGCGUCAUACUCAUCACAAUUGCUUGUGGUGCCUGUGGUCUGGAUCUAACCGCGGCAUCGACAGUCCACCUCCUCGAGCCUCAGUGGAACCCGUCCCUCGAAGAUCAAGCACUUGCUCGCGUCCAUCGACUAGGGCAGACUCGUCCCGUGACUACUAUACGCUAUGUCAUGGAAGACUCGUUCGAAGAGCACAUCCUCGAAGUUCAAGAUCGCAAGAAGCUGCUCGCCACAACGCUCCUAUCCAACGGGUCUUCGCUGGAGAACCUGCGACAAUUGCUGCACGAAAGGAAAGGCGGUCAACAUGCUUGA
Molecule: messenger RNA, 996 nt
Organism: Alternaria viburni
Lineage: Eukaryota; Fungi; Ascomycota; Dothideomycetes; Pleosporales; Pleosporaceae
Exons: 5
Coding region: 1-996 (331 amino acids)
Molecular function (GO): ATP-dependent chromatin remodeler activity; ATP binding
Source: RefSeq, a predicted model, not a curated record